AUCAGUGUGGAAGAUUUGCUAGUGGCAGGGACACAUUUUUCCUCAUGUCUCGGAUAUCAGUGAACACAGACGAAACUACAGAGAAUAAUGACUAGCAGCUGUAAGGUUACUGGAGUCAGUAGAUCAACCCCUCAUACCCUUAACAACCAGAAGCUGAGACUCAUGAGCUGACAUUAUCAUGUCAGUAAAGGCCAUUGGAAGAACUGCACAAGUCACGGCAUGAUUGACAGCAUCCUUUGAAAGGAUAAAAAAACCUGGCAGCCUGAUCGUCCGCCGCCCACCCCGGUUAUGCUUAAAAGCUGUGGUAAAGAAUCACACCAAUACACAGGCACCUCAGUACUUUAGACAUUCACUGUGUCUAGACUCGCUUCUACACACACACACACCUACGUAAGCACUGACAAACACAGGCAUAAACACACGAGUAUGGCAGGCUCCUCCACCAGGCGGACAGCGAACCAACAGGCUGAUCUAAGUCCUGAAGAGAGAGGCCGGUGGGCAAACAAGAUUGAAUUUCUGCUGACUGUGGCUGGAGCUAUCAUUGGGCUUGGAAAUGUUUGGAGGUUCCCAUAUCUUUGCUAUAAAAAUGGAGGCGGGGCUUUUUUUAUUCCAUAUGUCCUGUACCUGCUCACUUGUGGUAUCCCACUUUUUGUGCUUGAGACAUCUUUGGGUCAGUACACCAGUCAGGGAGGCAUCACAUGCUGGAGAAAGAUCUGUCCUCUUUUUGAAGGAAUGGGUUACGCCAGUCAAAUGAUUAUUGUCUAUGGCUCAGUCACCUACAUCAUCAUCAUAGCCUGGGCCUUCCUGUACCUUUUCUCAGCCUUCAGUGCGGAACUGCCCUGGGCCAGCUGCAACAAUCUGUGGAACACAGGUGCUUGUGCUGUGCUUAGUGGGAAGAAUUCUACUUCACAGUGGACGUCUCCUCUUAAUGCUUCUUCCUCUGUGAUGGAGUUCUGGCAUCACAGAGUUUUGCGAUUGUCCAGUGGAAUAGAUCAUUUGGGCACAGUAAGGUGGGACUUGGCUCUUAUACUCUUACUUGUUUGGAUCCUGAUCUACUUCUGCAUCUGGAAAGGCGUGAAAUCUACUGGGAAGGCUGUCUAUUUCACUGCAACAUUCCCUUAUGUUAUGCUUCUGAUACUGCUCCUACGAGGAGUCACUCUACCUGGUGCCAUCAACGGCAUCCACUACUAUAUGUACCCAGAUCUGGCACGGCUAGCUGACCCACAGGUAUGGAUGGAUGCUGGUACUCAAAUCUUUUACUCUUACGCCAUAUGUCUUGGAUACCUUAGCUCUCUUGGAAGCUAUAAUCAAUAUAACAAUAACUGCUACAGGGACUCUUUCUACCUCUGCUUGCUGAACAGCGGAACUAGUUUUUUAGGUGGGUUUGCCAUUUUCUCUGUUCUGGGACACAUGGCACAGGAGCAGGGGGUGGACAUAUCCCUUGUGGCCGAGUCUGGUCCAGGACUGGUGUUUAUAGUGUAUCCCCAGGCGGUAACAAUGUUGCCAUGGUCUCAGUUCUGGGCUGUGUGUUUCUUUAUCAUGAUCAUCCUCCUGGGCUUGGACAGCCAGUUUGUUGGACUGGAGAGCAUUAUGACAUCAGUGACAGACAUGUUUCCCACAGUGUUGAGACGUGGCUUUAGAAGAGAGAUGUUACUUUUAGGGAUUUGCCUUGUCUGCUACCUGAUGGGCCUCUUCAUGAUCACAGAGGGUGGUCUGUACAUCAUUCAGUUGUUUGAUCAUUAUGUGUGUAGUGGAGCCACUCUCCUGUUCCUGGCUACUUGUCAGUCUGUGGCCAUUGGCUGGGUAUAUGGUGCUGACCGAUUCUAUGAGAACAUAGAAAACAUGAUUGGCUACAAACCCUGGCCCAUGAUGAAGUACUGCUGGCUUUAUGUCACCCCGUCUGUCUGCGUAGGCACAUUUAUCUUCUCUCUGGUGAGGUACAGUCCCCUGAAGUUUAAUAACAUAUAUGUGUAUCCAUGGUGGGCAUACGGUAUUGGCUGGUUCCUCGCAGUGUCCUCUCUCUCCCUCAUCCCUAUUACCAUGAUCUACAAACUCUACAAGGGGAAAGGGACUUUCUGGGAGCGUCUCCAGUUGGCUUGCACUCCAGCAGAGGAUCUACCUCAGUCUCAGAGACCCUUAGCACAUCAUUAUAUUCUGUCAUCCUGUACAGACAGAGAAAAGACCCCAGACAACCUUUAAUGUUCAACUGCCAUUAUGUCAGUUGUCCCUAUAUGUUAAAUUGCAGGUCAGUCAAUUAGUCCUAAUGGGUAAAUUAAUUUUUUUCAUUUUUUAGAAAAAAAAAAGUUAUGUGGCCUAGUAAGGGUUAAACUAAUAGAUUAAAAAGGCAAAAGAUUAGGCAUAAGAUAGCAGCUGACAAAAUAAUAUAAAAUAACUGUGAUCCUGGACCACAAAACCGGUCAUAAGGGUCAGUUUUUUGAAAUCCAUUGAUUUCAGACAUAAUCUGAAAGCUGAAUAAAUAAGCUUUCCAUUUAUGUAUGGUUUUUUAGGACAGGAUAAUAUUUGGUUAAGAUACAACUGGAUUCUAAGGGUGCAAAAAAAUCAAAAUAUCGAGAAAAUCACCUUUAAAGUUGUCCAAAUGAAGUUCUUAGCGAUGCAUAUUACUGUCAAAAAAGUUUUGAUAUAUUUACAGUAGGAAAUUUACAAAAUAUCUUCAUGGAACAUGAUCUUUACUUAAUACUCUAAUGAUUUUUGGCAUAAAAGAAAAAUCGAUAAUGUUGACCCAUAUAAUGUACUUUUGGCUAUUGCUACAAAUAUACCUGUGCUACUUCAGACUGGUUUUGUAGACCAGGGUCACAAAUUAACAGUGCCUUGUUUCACAUAAAACAUUUGUUUAUGGACUGUAAUCUAUUAGUGCCAUUUGUGAGGAAAAAAAAGCAAUACUAAUUAUUUGUCUCACAGCAAACACUGAAUCUCGCCUUUACAGAUCCAGAUACUUUUACUAUACAAACACAUACUAUACAUAAGUAUGUAUUGCCUUAAAGCAGAGCAGCCAUGAUGAACAAAGCAGCCAUGCAUUUUGACAGUUGGAUAUUCUCAGGGGACAGCUUAUUAAAGAUUUUCUUUAUGAUUCUCUCAUGCAAGUUAACCUGCUAUGAGAUUAAUUGAGCCUUCAGGUAUUGUUUUUAUGUGAUCCAUGGUAAGAACUUUAUUCAUAUUUCUUUUAGUUUCUUACAGUGAUAUUCAGUGUUUCACAUACCUUGAGGGCAUUAUGUAAAAUGUGCUUAAUCAGCACCAGGGUUUUGGAAAAUGCAAGUCAUGGACAAGGUUGUAAAUGUAUUUUUCUAGUUGUCUUCUAGACGUUUUGUAGUAUAUAGUCUUCAUAGUGUUUUUUUAAACUCAUAUACUAGUAUCUUUUUAGAUUUCUUAUACAUAUAAAACAGAAACAGUAUAAAUGUGAAAAAAAAUAAAUAUAUAUUAUGUAUUAACAGAAUUUUUAGCAGGAUCUUUUUAACAUCCUUCAGAUUAGUCUGCAAAUCAUGCAUAUCAUCUUUUUCCCAAUCUCCCAGAUAAAAAGCAAUGCUUUCAAAUAAUUAAUACUACUCAUUCUCUAUGGAAUCUGCUUACUAACUCAACAAGCACCCAUUUUUGGUCUCCAACAAUAAUAGGAUUUUGUGGGCCAUAACCUCUAUGGCUUUGUUUACUUUCUUCCAUAGACACAGAUUAAGCUUAAUCCAGAAUAGCUGCACUCUGAAAUGUGGGUUUUCCAUAAAAAUCCUUUGAAGUCUAGGAUCAUGAAACAUCUGUCCAGAAAACUGGGAUUAUGGUGAUAUUGGUUCAAACUGAUGUUGUUCUGCCAAAAAAAAAAGUCACUGCUAGGCCAUGUUGUGCAUGUGCUCUUUGUGUUGAAUAUUUAAUAUUUAGCAUCACUUCCAGGAGUUAGAAUAAAGACAGUGAUUUAUGACUGCAAAUUCAGUUGGUGACCUUGUGCUAUGCUUUAUUUCUAUAUGUGACCACAAAACCAUCAUAAGGGACAAUUUUGAGAUUAAUACAUAAUCUGAAAGAUGAAUAAAUAAGAUUUCCAUAGAUGUAGGUUAUGA
This is a messenger RNA of Labeo rohita (rohu), 4058 nucleotides long. RefSeq names its product solute carrier family 6 member 11a (gene slc6a11a). The transcript has 15 exons. Gene Ontology annotation, biological process: sodium ion transmembrane transport. Lineage: Eukaryota; Metazoa; Chordata; Actinopteri; Cypriniformes; Cyprinidae. The record is from RefSeq and is a predicted model, not a curated record. The coding region runs from base 427 to 2199 and encodes 590 amino acids. Gene Ontology annotation, cellular component: membrane.